CAGGGAGGAGGUUGCCUACGUGACCUGUACCUACAGGGAAACAUGCAUCGACCAACCUGACUUCCUGGCCACCGUGGAUCUCAACCCCAGGUCUCCGUGCUAUGGCCAGGUGAUCCACCGCCUGCCCAUGCCCAACCUCAAAGACGAGCUGCAUGCCUCGGGGUGGAGCACUGGCUGCACCUGCCUUGACAAUAUCACAACGAAAAGGACCAAGCUGAUUCUUCCCUGUUUGAUUUCCUCCCGCAUUUACGUGGUGGAUGUGGGUUCACAGUGCCGGGCUCCCAAGCUGUGUAAGAUGAUUGAGCCGGUGGAUGUCUUCUGGAAGUGCAACAAGGGGUACCUCAAUGUACCUCGCAGCCUGCCUUGCGGUGAUAUUCUGAUCGCCAACGUGGGAGAUCCUUCUGGCAAUGCGAAAGGUGGAUUUGUUGUGCUGGACGGCGAGAGCUUUGAGCUGAAGGGGAACUGGGAAAACGAGUGCGAGACCCCCCCGAGCGGAUACGACUUCUGGUUCCAGCCGCGCCACAAUGUUCUGGUCAGCUCUGCCGGGUUCGUCAUGAAGCGUGCGGGGUAUGGAUUUGAUCCCAACGACUUGAAGAAAGGGGUCUUUGGGCGCCGCCUGAACGUGUGGAACUUGUCCUGCCGCACCCUCACCCAGUGCUUUGACCUGGGCGAGGACUCUCUGCCCCUGUGCGUUAGAUUCCUCCACAACCCCGACGCUGCCGAGGGAUACGUCAGCUGUGCCCUGAGCGGCGUCAUCUACCGCUUCUACAAGUGCGAGAGAGACAACUGGGCAGUACAGGAGGUGAUUCGGAUUCCGCCCAAGGAAGUGACGGGAUGGAUUAUGUGCAAGAUGCCAGCCUUCACGGUCGACCUCGUCAUCUCAAUGGACGACAAGUACCUGUACGUCAGCAACUGGCUGCACGGAGACAUCCGCCAGUAUGAGCUCUCCAAAACCUGCAAGCCCAGGCUGGUGGGCCAGGUGUUUGUGGGAGGCAGCAUCCUCAGAGGCGGACCCGUGGCCGUGUGUAGAGACGAAGAGCUCAAGUGCCAGCCGGAGCCCUUGGUGAUCAAGUGCAAGAGGGUGUACGGCGGCCCUUGUAAGAUGCAGCUCAGCCUGGAUGGCAAGAGGCUCUACGUCACCAACUCCUUCUACAGCACGUGGGACAAGCAGUUCUACCCGAACAUGGUCACGGAAGGCUCUGUCAUGCUGCAGAUUGAUGUGGACACUGAGAAAGGAGGCCUGACCGUGAACAAGAACUUCCUGGUGGAUUUUGGAAAGGAACCCAAUGGGCCUUGCCUCGCCCACGAGAUCCACUUCCCUUGUGGGGAUUCCACCUCCGACAUCUUGGCCUAGGCGCCGCCUGAAAGACCCCCUUCUUCUCCCUCUUCUGUAGUGCAGCCGCUAAGCGAAAGUGUGGGGUAAUUGGGCUUGGGGGUGCCCAUUCCUUGCUGGAGUCUAGAUUUCCGCUAACCCGAGCUACGGAAGCUCUGCCUUGUCGCGGGGGUUUGGUUCAGGCAGACCAGUGAGCGGCGGCACAGGGCACGGGCCGCGUCUUGCCAGGCCGUGCGCCUGAGCCGUCGGUCCAGGCACCCUUUGUUUUCAGUGCAAAGCAAUCCCUGGGCACGGUUCGGAGAGCGGAGCCCAGCAGUCGCUCGCCCAUAGAGAUGUGCGGUACCACCGUGCCUUUUGGCAGGGGUCUGCAUACGCGCCGUGCCUCGCCUCGUUGCCGCAGGCCUGUCGGGCACCUGCCUCGACGUCCCCGGCCCGUUAGCUCUUGCUGCCCGGUGCCGGGGCCGGCAGCAGGGCGCCGAGCUCUCCGGCGUGGUUCGGAGCCUGUUCGCCCUUGAAAGCUAAGGCAAAAGCAAGCAAAGUGCCCACUUCGUCUGAGCUCCGUUCUUCAGCCAGGCCAUUCCUGGACAGUCUUCCCCUGGCACGAGAGCCCUCUUGGCUCCCUGGCCUCGUGCUCGGGCCGGUACGCGCCACAGCUGAAGGAGUACCAAGUGCUUUAUGCUGAAAGGAGGUGCCUGUUCCUGACACUGGUUUGCUCUUAUGUUCUGCUUUAAACAUGAAUAAAAUUGCUCAUAGCAUCA
Molecule: messenger RNA, 2091 nt
Organism: Phalacrocorax carbo (great cormorant)
Lineage: Eukaryota; Metazoa; Chordata; Aves; Suliformes; Phalacrocoracidae
Source: RefSeq, a predicted model, not a curated record